Molecule: messenger RNA, 800 nt
Organism: Phyllotreta striolata
Lineage: Eukaryota; Metazoa; Arthropoda; Insecta; Coleoptera; Chrysomelidae
Source: the annotation of a GenBank genome assembly
GGUAUAUAAACUUGUAGAUAAUCAAAAAGUUAUCAAAUACAAUAAUGAAAUCGACAGUAUUGUGUACGCUUUUCCUUUCCUUAUUCCUAUCUGCAUUAGGAAUAGACCUCACGCCCAUUAAAGGCGGUAAAAGUGGCGAUGGUAUAACGACGAGAUACUGGGAUUGCUGCGCCCCAUCUUGCGCUUGGGACCAAAUCAUACGCACCAAAAACAAAGUGCCGGUGCAAACAUGCAAAGUCGAUGGUGUUACACCAUCGACUAAAGCCGACAACGCCCAAUCUGGUUGCCAGCAAGGCGGCGUCGCGUACACUUGCAACAACCAACAACCCAGGACUGUUAAUUCAUCGUUAGCAUUCGCAUUCGUCGCGGCUUCCUUCGCAGGUGGUACCGACUACGAUGAUUGUUGCAUAUGCCUUGUGAUGGACUUCAAGGGCGAGCUGGCUGGCAAGAGGCUCAUCACGCAAGUGACCAACACUGGUACAGAACUUAAAGAAAACCACUUUGAUAUCCUCAUGCCCGGUGGCGGAGUUGGUUUCUUCCAGCUUGGAUGCGAGACCCAAUGGAACGCCCCUGCAGAUGGUUGGGGUCAACGUUACGGCGGCGUCACCACCGAAGAGGAAUGCAACGAACUCCCUGCCGUUUUACAAGAGGGAUGCAAAUGGAGAUGGACCUUCAUGAACGGGGUUCCCAAUCCUAACGUGUCCUUCUAUCAAAUUAAAUGUCCUACUGAAUUAGUCAGUAUUAGCCAAUGUGGUGAUUUGUAGUUACCGGUUUCGUAAUAAAUAAUAACGUUUGCAGUA